This is a messenger RNA of Lipotes vexillifer (Yangtze River dolphin), 959 nucleotides long. RefSeq names its product NSF attachment protein gamma (gene NAPG). The record is from RefSeq and is a predicted model, not a curated record. Gene Ontology annotation, cellular component: SNARE complex; vacuolar membrane. The transcript is spliced from 12 exons. Bases 21 to 959 code for a protein of 312 amino acids. Gene Ontology annotation, molecular function: syntaxin binding; soluble NSF attachment protein activity. Gene Ontology annotation, biological process: intracellular protein transport. Lineage: Eukaryota; Metazoa; Chordata; Mammalia; Artiodactyla; Lipotidae.
GUCAGGGCCGCGCCGCGGAGAUGGCGGCUCAGAAGAUAAACGAGGGGCUGGAGCACCUGGCCAAAGCAGAGAAAUACCUGAAAACUGGUUUUUUAAAAUGGAAGCCAGAUUAUGACAGUGCUGCUUCUGAGUAUGGAAAAGCAGCUGUUGCUUUUAAAAAUGCCAAACAGUUUGAACAAGCAAAAGACGCCUGCCUGAGAGAAGCUGUUGCCCACGAGAAUAACAGGGCUCUUUUUCACGCUGCCAAAGCUUAUGAACAAGCCGGCAUGAUGCUGAAGGAGAUGCAGAAACUCCCGGAGGCUGUUCAGCUGAUUGAGAAAGCUAGCAUGAUGUACCUGGAGAACGGCACCCCGGACACAGCAGCCAUGGCCUUGGAGCGGGCCGGAAAGCUUAUAGAAAAUGUGGAUCCAGAAAAGGCUGUGCAGUUAUAUCAGCAGACAGCUAAUGUGUUUGAAAAUGAAGAACGCUUACGACAGGCAGUUGAAUUACUAGGAAAGGCCUCCAGGCUGCUGGUGCGAGGGCGCAGGUUUGAUGAGGCGGCAGUCUCUAUUCAGAAAGAAAAAAAUAUUUAUAAGGAAAUUGAGAAUUAUCCAACUUGUUAUAAGAAAACAAUUGCCCAAGUCUUAGUGCAUCUGCACAGAAACGACUACGUGGCUGCAGAGCGCUGCGUCCGGGAGAGCUACAGCAUCCCUGGCUUCAAUGGCAGUGAGGACUGCACCGCCCUAGAGCAGCUGCUCGAGGGCUACGACCAGCAGGACCAGGACCAGGUGGCCGAGGUCUGCAACUCGCCCCUGUUCAAGUACAUGGACAACGACUACGCGAAGCUGGGCCUGAGCCUGCUGGUCCCAGGAGGGGGAGUCAAGAAGAAGGCGGCGGCCCCACCGCAGGCCACGCCCAAAGGCCCCGCCGCCCCCGCCGCUGAGGACGAGGAGGAUGAGUAUGCAGGGGGGCUGUGCUAG